Molecule: messenger RNA, 1397 nt
Organism: Clarias gariepinus (North African catfish)
Lineage: Eukaryota; Metazoa; Chordata; Actinopteri; Siluriformes; Clariidae
Gene: apobec2a
Product: apolipoprotein B mRNA editing enzyme, catalytic polypeptide-like 2a
Exons: 3
Coding region: 67-819 (250 amino acids)
Biological process (GO): cytidine to uridine editing
Cellular component (GO): cytoplasm; nucleus
Molecular function (GO): RNA binding; cytidine deaminase activity
Source: RefSeq, a predicted model, not a curated record
CCCCUCACACUCUCACCGACCCACUCCCACUCCCACACACACACACACACACACACGCAGAUAGUCAUGGCAGAUCAGGCAAGCAGCAGCAGUGUGAGAGUCAGGAAGGACAGAGCGAUGGAGAGAAAGAAGGAGACGGAGGAGUGUAAGGCAGACCAGGGGCCUGAGGAGGGCGCGGAGAGCGGGGUGGGGACUGGAGACGCAGCCGUGAUGAGCAACGGAGCGACGGAGAGCGAAAAACCUGAGGAGAUGGAGCUGCCACCCUUCCAGAUCAUCACUGGGGACCGAAUUGAUCCCUUCUUCUUCAAGUUCCAGUAUAAGAACGUGGAAUACUCGUCCGGUCGGAAUAAGACCUUCCUGUGCUACCUGGUAAACGAGGUGCGCGGUCCUGGCGAUGAGGCCAUGCUGCGCGGCUACGUAGAGGACGAACACGGGAGCGAAGAUCACGCAGAGGACGCCUUCUUCCGUCUCGUUCUGCCUCACUAUGACGCCUCGGCCCGUUACAGCAUCACCUGGUACGUCUCUUCCAGCCCGUGUUCCUCCUGCGCCUCAAAGCUAGCCAAGAUCCUGCGAGAACGCAAAACGCUACGUCUCACCAUCUUCUCAGCCCGGCUGUUUGAGUGGGAGGAGCCCGAGGUGAGGGUGGGGUUGAAGGCGCUCGCUGACGCGGGCUGUAAACUACGCAUGAUGAAGCCGCUGGACUUCUCGUACACAUGGGACACUUUCGUGGAACACGACGGCCAGCGCUUAGAACCGUGGGAGGACUGUCAGGAAAACUACGAGUACUACCAGGACAAACUGUCCGACAUCCUGCAGUGACCGAUCCAAAUAAGACGUUUAAGAUUGGAGCGAGCUGCAGAUGGCUUACCACUGUGUGUGUGUGUGUGUGUGUGUGUCCUUUUAACUUUUACUUUAAAAUUCCUGAAAGUUUGCGUUAAAUCACUGUUUAACGAGUCUUCUGUCCAGCUGUUAAUCUGCACGCUGAUGUUUCUGUCUCGUGUCCAGAUGUGUGCUGAUGUUACACUCUCAGAUCAUGUUAGUCACACCUCACUUAAUCCUGGUUUACAGUAACAUCGCAAUACUGUGUGUGUGUGUGUGUGUGUGUGUGUGUAAGUGUGUGUGUGUGUGUGUGUGAUUGUGUGUGUGUGUGUUAGAUUAUCAGCACAGGACUAAACCGUGUUUGAUGUUAUAAAGCAGUAUUUGUUGGGUGUUUGACUUUGUUUGAUUUUUGUACAGACGCGCUCUCACGUUAAUUCUGCACAGUGCUUUUGUUUUUCUUCACGUGUCUAAAGAGUGACGUGUUUUAUAUUGUUAAAAUCAGUGCAGUAGAGAAAUGAGCUUCAGUUAUUUUCCCUCUUCACCCUAAUUAGGGAAAAAAAUAAAAGCUAAUAAAACCA